This is a messenger RNA of Anopheles cruzii, 4854 nucleotides long. RefSeq names its product 14-3-3 protein zeta (gene 14-3-3zeta). The record is from RefSeq and is a predicted model, not a curated record. Gene Ontology annotation, cellular component: cytoplasm. Lineage: Eukaryota; Metazoa; Arthropoda; Insecta; Diptera; Culicidae. The transcript has 7 exons. Gene Ontology annotation, biological process: signal transduction. The coding region runs from base 186 to 932 and encodes 248 amino acids.
GCUAUUCGCCGUCGUUCGAUUGAUGGUAAAAACCGCUGGUGAUCAGGAGUGCUACGAGCUGCGAGCUGUGUAAAAAGUGUGUGCCAUUAUUUUGUACGUUAACUAUCGCCUCUUCUUACCAAAAGAAGGUUGUCUCAUUUUAAGCUAGUGAAAACCAGGAAAGCUAAUCGCGAACAACACUCAAAAUGUCUACCGUCGACAAGGAAGAACUAGUUCAGAAGGCAAAAUUAGCCGAACAGUCGGAACGAUAUGAUGAUAUGGCACAGGCAAUGAAAUCAGUAACAGAAACCGGCGUGGAACUGUCAAACGAAGAAAGGAACCUGCUGUCCGUCGCCUACAAGAACGUUGUCGGUGCGCGAAGAUCGUCCUGGCGGGUGAUAUCGUCGAUCGAACAGAAAACCGAAUCCUCUGCCCGCAAACAGCAACUGGCACGAGAGUACCGAGAACGGGUUGAGAAGGAACUGAGGGAAAUCUGCUACGAAGUGCUGGGUCUCCUUGACAAUUUCCUUAUUCCCAAAGCCAGUAAUCCAGAGAGUAAAGUGUUUUACCUCAAAAUGAAAGGCGACUACUAUAGAUACCUAGCUGAAGUAGCUACGGGCGAAACCCGCCACACCGUGGUGGAGGAUUCGCAAAAAUCGUAUCAGGAAGCGUUCGAUAUUGCAAAGUCCAAAAUGCAACCGACGCACCCGAUUCGGUUAGGCCUUGCGCUGAACUUUUCGGUUUUUUACUAUGAAAUCAUUAACUCGCCGGCACGGGCUUGCCACCUGGCAAAGCAGGCGUUCGAUGACGCGAUUGCCGAGCUGGACACGCUGAACGAGGAUUCCUAUAAAGACUCGACACUCAUCAUGCAGCUGCUGCGGGACAACCUAACGCUCUGGACGUCCGACACCCAGGGCGACGGCGACGAGCCACAGGAAGGUGGCGAUAAUUAACCAAACUAAAAUUAAAGCGAAACAAAAUACACACAACACACAAACCAGCAACAACAACAACAACACAACGCAACACACACUUGAACUACAAUAGAAAUUCCGUUUUGAGACUAUUGAUAAAAAAGGAGAACAAACACAAAAGAAGUCGCGAAGGAGACGCGCAGGUAGCAAAGCGCGCGCGCAAGAGCGAGAGGAUGGUUGCGAUGAGAUUAGCUUCCGCCAAGAAGUAGCUCUAAAAACACACACAAAACACGCAGCAGAUCAUCGUCGCCGCCGUAGCAGCAGUCAGCAGCCAGCAGCAUCAGCCUGCCGCCGCCGUCGCAGCAGCAAAAAGCAAGCAAGAAAGGGUCAGAGGUUGCGGCUACUCUAUAGGAGCUGCGCCAUCGUCUUGGAUGAUGGAACAGAGAAAUAAAUGCAUCCGCGAGCGAUCUCUAUUCCCCAUUUCGAAACGAUCGUACGCUCGCGCCAGUCGCGUGCCGAGCAUAACGGAAAGAGAGAGCAAGCAGAUGUUAAGGAAGGCACUCAUAAUGAGAGGAUCAGGUGGAAACGGAUAAGAAUUUAUUGCUGGUUGUCGGGGGAUGGACGAUGUGUAAAGGGCGCUCGACUUGUGCCGGUGCAGCAGAGAAGCGCGCACAACGUUGUUGUCGACGGUGGCGCAGUAACAUAGAGAGAGAGAAAGAGCUGUGAGGCGCCAAGCAAAAGGAAUAAAAGAUCGGUUCAAGAAGAAAACAACAGAAGCACACGAACCUGUCGCACUGUCCUGUGUGUGUGUGUGUGUGUUGAAGGAAGUGAAAACAUCAAACCACACGCGCGCCACAAAAAGCAAGAGACGAGAAAGAAAGCUUUACGUGUUGGUUUCAUUGGCGUACGCGCGCGUUGAGGAGCAAAAGCUCGCUCGCUCUCUCUGGACGAUACAGGAAGACACAACCAACCAACAAAGAUUGGUGGUCACACGGAACAAUAUGCUGUGGAAAACUUGAAACACACACACACGCGCGCGCGAGUGCGCGACCUACGACAAGGAACAAGCCGGCAUUUGAGGCAGGUUAAACAGGUUCCGUGACGAUGGAAGAUCGGAUAAGCAGUAGGAGCCUAGCGCUGCUGAUGAUGAUGAUGAUGAUGAGGAGGAGGUGGCAAACAGACAAAUUCAACAAAAGUACAUGUUUAUAUGUAUGUUCUCUAUUGCUAUAAUCCCUGUCGUCCCUCUCGCCCCUUGAGAUUCCUCUCUGUGGCACUAUCUCUCCUAUCCGGCCCCGCCCGAGAUAGGGUUCCGGCCGCCAUUGUUUAAAUGUGGCGUUGUGUCCCGCACUGUGGUUUUCUAGCCCCCCCCUUUUCUCUCCACCAGCUGCACCACCAAAAAGCGGAAGCGGAGUGUCACUUUUUGGGCACCACCGGAUAUGAAUGACCCACGAGUUUUGUCUCUCUCUCGUGUUGGGUGUGUGGUAAUCAUAACAUUCUCUCCACUCUUCCGCCGGAUGGGCACCGGAGGGCGCCGGAAUUGAAAGAAAAUUGAGCAAAACAAGUGUGAGGUCAAUCGUUCUGAACGUAGGAGUUACUUACCGGAACCCCCUGUCUGGGGGAGAUGCUUGCCGCGACCCCGUGUGCCUGAUCUGCGUGUGGAGAAGAGAGAUUGUUGUGAGACCGUUGUUGUUAAGCCCCCCCUCCCUAUACACACACACACAAAAGCACACUCUUAUCAUCGCCGUAGGGAAACCGCCGGGACCCGUUUUUGUGACAGCGGUCAGUUCCGCGUUCGGAUAAUUCGUAACGAGAACACACAAUUUCUCUAAUUGUCUACACCCAGGUUGUACUUUCCGUCGAAAUGUGCCCCCAAUCUCACACACACACACGGCCAAAACGCACUCUACCGUUUUUCCCAGCCCCACCCGCAUUUUGGGACCUUUUUGGACCUUGGGGCAAGGUCCCCAGUGUGAUGUUUAGUGAAGUUGUGUGCCACCCCAUCACCAGACACUCUCCACGUGGUAGCUAAAGACAGAAAUCCACGAGCAAAAUUUGGCCGCGCGGUGCGCUACAACCGUAGGUGAGCUGUUGGAGUGGCCACAACAAUAUCCCUCCCCCCCGGAUUCGCGUCGCGGGUGCACAAAAGUCGAAGCGACAAACAAGGAUUUUCGAUCUUUUACUGCCGGAUGGCGCCGCUAGCGAGAGACAGACAACAGAAAAACGUGUGCGCCACUGUGUGUGUGUGUGGAGAAGCCAAAUGAUGUCGUUUUGUGUGUGUGAUGUGUCGUACAUUUGAAAGAAUGCUCCCCAAAAAUUUUCCUAAUACACACUUUUUAUCUAAAAAACAAACAAACACAUGACACCCAAAAGAACAUGAUUGUUGUUAAAGCAAACCUCCCCCCGCAAACCCGAUGGAGUAAGUAAACAAAAACUCGUUGUAAUAUUGUAAGAAUGUGGCAAACAAGCCAUACCUGUGUGUGUGUGUAUGGUAAACUCAUGGUGAACCAUAUGUUUGUCCCCUCGUGGAAAGAAAAUAAGAGAGAAGCAGCGCAGCUGUGAAGCACGUGUUGUGUUAGUUCACUUUAUUCGUGGUUCUUGCGGCCAUUUUUGGUUUCGUGCCCGAGAGCACGCGAAACAGAGUGUCCUCUCCCUUCCGGUUGCACGCGAUUGUUGCGUGGCCACCGGAAACAUUGUAUGUAGAGGCGUGUGGCGUGCGCGCUCGCGUAAAGAGCACACGCACGCAGGGGAUCAAAGACACAGAGAGCGCGAGAGAGAGAGCGAGGAUAAGGUAGUAGUUAAUACAAAUUCUGUCGUCUUACAUCAUUACAUUGCUAAAGCAAGCGGACGCCGCAAAUCUCCAGCAAGGAGCAGCCAAACGACGAUCGUGGAGAAGCCCUGUUUAAAAGCGGCCAACGAUCCUCGGGUGAUCCUUGUUGGGUGCGUCGACAAAGACCAUCUGUCGACACAAACAACAAAGAAAAAAACAAAGCGCAGCAAAGCAAAGAGAGCAUCGUAUGGAAAUUAUUACUCUUGUACAACAACCAACAGCAACAAAACCAAGUCAAAUCGUCGUCGUCGUCGUCGUCAUUAAUCAAACAUUGUGGAGAGCGAAGAGCAACCAACUUGUAUAACAAACUGUGAACCAAACGCAGAAGGAAAUCAUGUCAGUAAAGAAGCUUUUCUUACGAGGUGACGUGAGGUGUGGGAUUCAGCCGCAAACACAGGACACACACUACUCACACGCAAAAAAAAGAGGUAAACCGUAAACCUUGCAUUACUUGUUUAAAGUCAAACACAACAAUAGCAAAGAAGCGAAGGGGGUUGAAGAGAAUUUUAUUAACUAACCGUCGCCCGCCCCGCCACGGGUCAAGAGAAGAGGAGCCACACAGGAGGAGAGCUAAGGAGCUGAUGAUGGUGUGGUGGGAUAAACACGCGCCACAGCGCGCGCCAGUUAAUGUGUAAACCGGAACCGGAAAACAGAAACAACCAGAUACCAGAACAGAACAGAAAGCAAACACGCUACUUUCUCUCGCUAACAAAAAAACCCGCAACCAUACUACAAGUUUACUAUGUUUUCGCUCUAUUCGAGAAAUAAAACAAUGACAUUAAAGAUCACACCUAACCCCCCCUUUCUAGUGUCGUCCUGUCUUUUGGAAAGAAUGGUCAGGAAGCUCGCGGACCGACCGGUUUCGAAUCGGUGACUCGCUUUGUUGCAGAGUUGCAUUUGACCGAAUCUUAGGGUUUUGGAAAUGCAAGUCACCAAUGGUGUAGAAGAAGUUUGACGAACGGUCGAGAUCGAGGUUUGAGGUCCAUUUGUGUUACUGUUGUAAGGGAAAGUGUGUUAUUCUUAGCUUACAAUGCUGUGGAUGUGGUGUGAUACUCAUGCCCCUUCGAGAAAGUAUAGGAAAUUAAAACAAUGUUUGUUUCAAGUGUAAUAAAUAAAUUAUGCGAAAUGUUUUAA